AUGAUUGAAUACAGGAAGUGUGAAACAAGGCAUAUUCUCUUCUUAUUAUUAGAAAGCGUGACCAUCACACCACAGGACUCUCGCUGGGUUGGGGCUUGGUGGUUGGGUUUCGUUGUGGCUGGCCUAUUGAAUAUCCCUGCUGUUUUUCCUUUCUGGUUCUUGCCAAGAGCUCUGCCUGAAAACUCCCAAACCUCCGAGCUAGACCACCCCUCAGAACAGCACAAAACCACACCCAGCCUUACAGAGAUAGUCAAAGACUUACCACCAUCUUUUAAACGUCUGCUCACCAAUAAGAUCUACAUUCUGUACCUGGCUUACAGUACAGUGGCAUUCAACACCUUUGCCAUAACCAUAACAUUUAUGCUAUUCUCAGGAGUGACGUCUCUUCCGGCAGUGGCUCUGGGUAUUUUUCUGAGUGGGUUGAUGAUGAAGAGGUUUAAAUGGGGUCUGCUGACGUCUGCAAGAGUGAAUUUGUUCGCCGGUGUCGCCAUGAUUUUUUUAACCGUACCUUUCUUCGCUCUCAGCUGUGAAGAUCUAGAUGUCGCAGGGGUUACAGUGCCCUAUCAAGGCAACAUGACAAUGACUUGUUCAUGUGGCAGAUCUACAGAAGAUAUGGAUAUAAUCAGUGAUGUACUCCCUUCUUGCAAUGCUGACUGUGGUUGUUCAGACUUCCAAUGGGAUCCAGUGUGUGGAGAGAAUGGAGUGACCUACAUCUCCCCUUGCCAUGCGGGCUGCAAUUCCACCCUGGGUGCAGGACGGAAUAAGGUUUGUAAGUGUAUUUUCCUCUCUCUUGUCUUGUUUUGUCAGACAUUCCAUGACUGCAGGUGUAUUCAGAGCUGGGGACUGAGCGUUGGCAACUCCUCUGCAGUUCUUGGCCAGUGUUCACGAGAUCCCAACUGCAACAGAACGUUCUACAUUUAUCUGGGAUUGCAGUCUUUGGCCUUCUUUGUGUACAGUCUUGGCACUGUUCCCUUUCUCACCAUGUCUCUAAGGAUUGUGGAUCCUGAGCUGAAGUCUCUCUCUGUGGGAAUGUUGCUGUUAGCUAUAAGAGUUUUGGGUGGUAUUCCUGCACCCAUUUACUUCGGUCAUCUUAUUGACUCUACCUGUCUGAAAUGGGCGCUGAAGAAAUCUUGUGGAAGAGGUGCCUGCAGACUUUACGACAUUGAGACGUUCAGGUUUCUGUUUCAAGGACUGACCUUCGGUCUUCGAGUGUUAGCUUAUUCCCUGCUCUGGAUAACCACCCUAGCGAUAAAGAGGAAAAGUGCAGAAUGAGAAACAAAUGUCCAAAGACACAGAACUCCAGAAGUCUCCAUCUGACGAUCCAGAAUAUCAGGAGACUAUAAAAUAUUGUUCUGUGGCAUUUUUUAACGUACAUGUGCAUUUCUUGUCAUUAUUUUCAGUGUUAAAUGUAGAAGUGUAAGCAAAGUUGAGAUUAAAAAGAAACUGUUCAACUGUG
Danio rerio (zebrafish) is the source of this 1456-nucleotide messenger RNA. The record is from RefSeq and is a predicted model, not a curated record. NCBI's taxonomy places the organism in Eukaryota, Metazoa, Chordata, Actinopteri, Cypriniformes, Danionidae.